AUGCCCUCUGAAAGUGGAAGCGCGUGGUCGCCGCCCGCCUCGACCGAGCGGCGGCUCAGCAACUCCUCAGACGGUAGUGCAGGGAGUGGAUACUCUAAGGCGACAUCAGACAGUGCAGAUUUUCUAGCAACCCGGCCGCACACAGCAGCAGUUAUCCCAGGAAAACCGGCAGCCAACCCUCUGCAGUUCGUGAAAGUAGGGCCAGCUGACCUGGGCACCAGGGCCAGGGAACAGCUGCGACGUGCAGAACUAGCCAAGAGAACAGAACCGGCACGGAUAGAAAGACAGGAGGAUUGGCAGUCGAACUUAGACAAUUGGAAGUCAUCACGGCGGAAGCGAGUGGAGCAUAUAAUCGAACGGUGUGUGGAGGUGAAGCGGCUAGAACACGAGACAAACCAGCCUCGGGGCAAGUCUAAAACCUUCAACGAGAUGCUGGAGGAACGCGCUGGAAGAAGAAGGCGAAAUCAUCUCGCGCUAUACACAGACGAUGAUGCUCACGACCUCAGUGACCUUGGUAUUGGGACAUCGAGUACCAAGAGCAGUCUAAGCGAGGACUGUGACACGCACAGCUUAGCGAGCGACGGAAUGGAUCUCGAUAAGAACCAUUCAGACAUGGACAAUAUGUCAACUUAUGAAAGCAACCGAAAAAUAGGAUCUAGUGCUAACGAAUACGAUACAUGCACGACUACGACCAUAAGCUCCCCCGAGCCUGAAGAAUACACGUACGAAAGUGCGAUUGAAGGAUACAAAUCCAGAAUCAUUUCGACGACUAACAGCAGCAUGGUCAAAACAGUUGUCAAUAAUAACAGCAAGGAUAGGUCCCCGGAUAAAUCUAACGGCGAUGUACAUAAGAUAAGGACAUCCGUUAGUAAUAAAAUAGAAGAAAAACUUUUUUCUUUUCAACGAGAGAGAUCGAACGACCUAAGAAACAAUAACCCAAAGAAAGAUUUGCCUAAAGUAGACAUACACAAACGGAGAGAACAAUUUGAAAGGGAAAAUUCACAAGAAUCCCAAGUAAACAAAUCUAAACUACAUGAUAUUGCGAAUAAAAAAAGUAUCAAAGAAAGACUGUCUAGCUUAGAAAAGUUUACAGAAGAAAAUCAAGUUCAAAAGUCUACUAGUGACCUGACAAAGUUACCAACCGAAGUAAAACCAUUGAAAGAUCGUUUAUCUUGUUUAGAAAAAGUGAAAUCUACAGAGCCAGAAAAGGUCAAAAGAAUCUCUAACGGAGAUUUAAGCAACACUAAAUCAUUGAGAGAACGAUUGUCGAGUCUCAAGUCUCAGACGUCGGAAGAAGAAGUAAAAGUAACGAAAACUGAAGUUAAAGAAGUUUCAAUGAGUCUUAAAGAGAGGCUGUCGUGUUUGGACGCUGCUAAAAACAAAGAGAUUCCUAGGAUAUCUGUUGAAGAACAAAUUUCUUCAACAACAAUUCAAACCUGUGGAGUAACUUCAAAUGAAUUAAAAGACGAAGUGUCAAAUAAUAAUUCAGUUAAAGAGAACUUGUCAGGAAUAGAGAAUCAGAUGCACAGUUUCUGUCGAUCUCUCGACAGUUUAGACAUAAAUGACCAAGCUUCACCUAACUCAUUCGAAAGAGUUCAAAGUCUCGAAGACUUUGACUGUCCUGAAAUGCAAAAUAAUACAAUUCCAAGUGAUAUAGAAACAGAAGAUAGUGGAAUUCAUACUGCUAGAGAUUCUUGUGCACCUGCAGAUGACAUCGCUGAUCUUACUCAAGUAGCUUCUCCUAUCGGAGAACCUAUGAUUGAGGUUUCCGAAUAUGAAUCAUUAAACGAAGAUGGUUUAAUGCUAACACCUGCAGUAAAGAACUCCAAUGAUACUACCGAUCAAUUUGAGGGCAAUAAGGAUGUUCUUAUAGAGGAGCUCGCUGAUGACAACAAAACGGAAGAUACAGAUAGCGCUAGCAAUUACACACAAGCGUUGUCACACCCUGAAGAUUUAAGUGUCUCCGAAGACGUAACAGAGAUACAAGUCGAUAAAGAAGACGAAGACACAUUAAAAAGCUUGGAAAAUCAAGAUUCCAGUGUAAGUCUCAAUGAACCGGUGUCCACAGCGUCAGAUGGAGAUGCUGUGGUGUUUGAAGGGAAAAUGACUAUCCACUUAAACUUGAAUGAAAUAUGCAACAACUUAAACUCUGGUGCUGGGAACAAUGCUAGCGAGUCUGGCGCUGACAACACUAACAGCAGUGAAUCUACUAACAAAAGCAUGCCUAUGGUAAUUGACGCUCUAGAGUUAGCGUUCAAAGAACUCGAUUCUGAAGAAAACAUUGAUGUAACGAUGAGUGACAGUGAUAAAUUAGAAGAUAUUAAAUCAGAAACAGCACAGAAUAUGUCUGAAUUUGAUUUCGAUACGACCAAAAGAGUGUCUGUGACGCCGUUGUAUGAAAACAUUGAUAUAUUUGCUCAGAACCAUGUGGUUGACGCCGGCGCAUUUCCAUUGGACUUGCCAACAAAUGUGUUAGAACCACCAAAAGAGAAGCCGCCUCCACCGCCAGCUGAAGAAAGUCCAGAAGAUGAAUUGUUGGGAAAUGGCAACUUCAAGCACACAAACUCGGCACGUCGCAUCAAGAAAGAAAUCAGAAAUAAACGCACCAGUUUCUUGGGCAUCGAAGGUCAGGACGACAGCUACCUUGACGUGGACCUCACCCUGGCUCCGAGACCAGACAUCACGUCAUUUCUUCAAGAGGAGACUAAGAUUGAGAAGUUGCUGUACAAGAAGACCUUGUCACAUGAUAUGGACGCAAAGUUGAGGGAUAGUAGGGAUUCUGGUGUGGAUAUUGAUAGAGGACCCUCUGCUGAAGCCUGGUAUAAGGGAUCGUCGCCGGAGACGUCCGCACCACAUAGCAGACAAAACAGUGAGCCCUACACCCAGAUUACAGUUACGUCAGAUGAAGAAGAGUCUGCUAAAAAGACCGAACAAACAUUUGCUAAGGACCUCACAGAAAAACUGACCGAUUUGCCAAGUGACGAGAAAAUCGAUCAUUUGGACAAGAAACUACAGCAGCAGCAGGCCGCUCGCAUUAACGAAGAUUGGCACGACGGGCAUUUUGACGAUGCUCACACCAAGGAAGUACUGCGUUUUGAAAGAGAACUCUUGCAACUGGAACAAGAGGAGUUGAGAAGACAGAAGGAGAAUCUUUUGCGCGAUCAACAUAGGAUCAUACAGAAGUCGAUACAAGACAUAUCUGUUGCUAGUACACCUGAGAAACAUAGGUCUAAAGGAGUGCAGAGUUACAGGCACUCGAUGCCAAACCUUUUACUGGCAGAACAUAGUCCAAUUCACCACAAGCCGCCGCCACCAUUGCUAGAAAAUUCAGUUAUAGAUGAGAGUUUAAAGCGUAAACCAUUCGUUUCUGAAGAGCACAUUGAGAGUCACUUUGGCGUAGAAGAAAGCAGAAAGGUGUUGUUUGAUGAUAAACCGAAGUAUGAAAGAAGACAAUUGCCUGUGCGCCCAGCCCAACCUGUGCUGCCGCCCAAACCAAAAAGCAGAGAGUCCAUAGAAAGAGAAAUCACAAUGAGGAGUAGCAGGACUCCCUCAGCAGUGGAAUAUGUCAAUAUUGAAAGAAACGGAGUACAGCUUCGUCAAAAACCUGUUAAUGCAAAUGGACAGUAUCACCCCAUGACAAGGCAUACUUUACAGGCAUUAAGCGCGGCACCAACACCGAAAUUGAUCUCAAACACAGAGUGGAUGCAAAACAGGAACCCACCAAGACAGAAACCGCCAAACUACAAUUACAAUCAGCAUUGGCUUGUGCAAGAGGCAGAACAUCGUCGCAUAGAAGAACAGAGGAACAAGAUGCGUAAUCGUCACUCGUACCACGAACCCGCUACCACGCACUCACCGCAUCAUUCACCCGCGCAUAAGAUCCAAAAUCUAACAAACAGCCAACCUAUUCAAGAACGCCGCCCCGUCCGGGAUAUAGGCCGCGACCGAAUAGAAACUGGCCGAGAAGACAAACUACUUAGUGUCAGCGGGCGAAGGAAGUGUUCUCACUGUGGAGAGGAAUUAGGUCGUGGCGCAGCAAUGAUCAUUGAGUCCCUAUCCCUUUGCUACCAUGUGUGGUGUUUCAACUGCGCCGUAUGUGGUGGCGCUCUAGGCGACGGGCGCGCCGGGGCUGACGUGCGCGUACGCAAUAACCGUCUCCACUGUCAUCACUGCUAUAGUACUGAUGAUGGAGAUAAAUACUCGAGAGUUUAG
Molecule: messenger RNA, 4212 nt
Organism: Leptosia nina
Lineage: Eukaryota; Metazoa; Arthropoda; Insecta; Lepidoptera; Pieridae
Source: the annotation of a GenBank genome assembly